Molecule: messenger RNA, 1708 nt
Organism: Amborella trichopoda
Lineage: Eukaryota; Viridiplantae; Streptophyta; Magnoliopsida; Amborellales; Amborellaceae
Molecular function (GO): protein binding
Source: RefSeq, a predicted model, not a curated record
UUUUACCUUAACUUUUUCUCUUACUACCGAGACUCAUGAAUGACUCACCUUUACGAGCGCAGGCAUGGAAAAAACCAGGUGAUUUCUGCAACCUUUGAUCUUGCUUCUCGCUCUGAGGUUAUCUCUCUCUCUCUCUACAAAAUCUCACAUUCAUCUUAUUUCUCUCUUUAAUGUUAUCUCUCUCUAGAAAUUCUGCCAUUUUUAUUUCUCUCUUUAAUGUUAUCUCUCUCUAGAAAUUCUCCCAUUUUUCUCUUCCCAACUUUAGUUGUAUUCUAGGGUUUUUUUACUCUCCUCUUGCUCUUUUCUACGCUUAUGUUUUUCUCCACAGAUUCCCUUUUUAUUCAUUUUCUCUCUCUAGUUUUGGUGUCAAUCUAGGGUUUAGGUUUGUUUAUUUUUGCUUCCUCUCUACACUUGGAGGGCUUUCAUGGAAGGCCCUGCCAUAUCCCUGUUGAUUGAUAAAGGCCCUAGAAAGGGAAUGACCCUAGAGGUUAAACCAGGAUCUGACGUCAGAAUAGGCAGAAUCUUGAGAGAGAAUACUUUUCAAAUCAAAGAUCCUGCGAUUUCUCAGAAGCAUUUGGUUGUGGAGUUUAGGGAUAAGGAAUGGAUGAUCACAGAUUUAGAUACCUCCAAUGGAACAAUGUUAAAUGAAGUGAGAAUCCCUUCAAUGGAGCCUUGUACGCUAAAAAAUGGUGAUACCAUCAAAAUUGGUGUGAGAACAGCCAUAACAGUUAGUAUUUUAGAGAGAGAAAAUGUUUUGCCUGCAACCAAUCUUAGGAGAAACACCAGGAGGCAAGUGAAUGCCAAAAUUGAUGUCAAAAAAUGUGGAGGCGAUGUUGCGGUGGUAGAAAGGGGUGUGCAAGCAUUUGAAAACCCUAAUUUUGAUAAAGAAAAGGUUUUGCCUGAAACUAGGGUUAGGAGAAACCCUAGACGCCAAGCGGCUGCUGCUUCUUCAAAGGUUAAUGAGGUUUGUGAUUUUAACCAUGGAGUCAAUACUGAGAAAGGAGGGGAAGACGAUUUGGGUGAAAGAUUGGAAGAACGAAUGUCUGAAAACCCUAAUUUUGACACUAAUAAAUCCCCUGCUAAAGAGAAAAAUGAAAGAGGCAAAGAGAAAAAUGAAAGAGACAAAGAAAUUGUGGGGGAAAACUUGGGUGAACAAAAAGAAAUUGCUUUGGAAAUAGAUGAAGGGGCAUCUGAUAAAAUGCCUGAAUCAAGCAUUGAUAUGGAAAAUAUUACACUAGGGCAAUGGUUAGAUAGGAUGGAGAGAUGGUGGCCAAAGCAUAUACACAACAUCACUGAAGGGGCAAUUUCGAAGAUGAGAGAGCAAGCUAAGGAAAUUCGUGAUCUUGAGUUGCAACAAGAGGGAAGAAUAGCGUGAAGACCUCAGGUUAGUUUGUCAACUUAAAAAGAGAAAAGAGAAACCAAAAAACCUUUGGGUCUCUCAGGGCAAGGUUAAUAAGGCCCAAUAAAUAUUGGAAUCUCACCGAUGGGGGUGUAAUGGCUGAGAUUUGGCCAAGAGCCCAAUAUUUUGGGAUAUUGCCCAUGCCUGUUUCCAUUUCAUUGCCCGAUAUUCCAGGCUUCCUGGCGGAGGGUUCAAACCUAUGUUGGUUUUGAGUGGAUUUUAUGUGCUCAUAGUGUUUUCCAUUCAGAAUUCACUCUUUACGAUGUAAAUUUUCCAAGGGAAUGUAGAUACCCAUGCUAGCUUGGUAGC